Molecule: messenger RNA, 1361 nt
Organism: Eruca vesicaria subsp. sativa (arugula)
Lineage: Eukaryota; Viridiplantae; Streptophyta; Magnoliopsida; Brassicales; Brassicaceae
Source: the annotation of a GenBank genome assembly
AUUAUAACCCAGUCACACCACCAGAGUGAAGAAUAGCCACUGGAACGAAGAAGAUAGACAUUGAAACGCCCUCUCCAGAUCUCAUCAUCAUCUUCCUCUUUCUGUUUACAGAUAAAUAGAGAUACAGAUCUCGUGAAAGCUCUCUUGAUCCAAAUCAAAAUCAAAAAAUGGAGAAGGCAGAGAGCGAGAAGAAGGCAUCAUCCGUAUCAAACGUAGGCGCAUGGGCAAUGAACGUCACAAGCUCCGUCGGAAUCAUCAUGGCUAAUAAACAGCUCAUGUCCUCCUCUGGCUUCGCCUUCACCUUCGCAACAACUCUCACAGGCUUCCACUUCGCACUAACCGCACUGGUCGGCCUCGUCUCAAACGCCACAGGCUUAUCAGCAUCAAAACACGUCCCUCUCUGGGAGCUUCUCUGGUUCUCCCUCGUCGCUAACGUCUCCAUCGCCGCUAUGAAUUUUAGUCUCAUGCUGAACUCUGUUGGCUUCUACCAGAUAUCGAAAUUGAGUAUGAUACCGGUAGUGUGUGUGAUGGAAUGGAUUCUACAUAAUAAGCAAUACUCGAGAGAAGUCAAGGCUUCUGUUAUGGUUGUCGUUGUUGGAGUUGGGAUUUGUACUGUUACUGAUGUUAAGGUUAAUGCUAAAGGUUUCAUCUGUGCUUGUACUGCCGUUUUCUCCACCUCUCUGCAACAGAUCUCAAUAGGUUCACUGCAGAAGAAAUACUCAAUUGGAUCUUUCGAGUUGCUCAGCAAGACAGCUCCAAUCCAAGCUCUUUCACUCCUUAUUUUUGGUCCGUUUGUUGACUAUUUCUUGAGCGGUAGAUUCAUUACUACUUACAAGAUGACUUACGGUGCCAUUUUCUGCAUUCUUCUCUCUUGUGCAUUGGCGGUUUUUUGCAACAUAAGCCAGUAUCUCUGCAUCGGGAGAUUCUCUGCUACCUCAUUUCAAGUAUUGGGACACAUGAAAACAGUUUGUGUCCUUACCUUGGGAUGGCUUAUCUUUGACUCGGAGAUGACGGUCAAGAACAUAGCAGGGAUGAUCUUAGCGGUGGUGGGAAUGGUGAUUUACAGUUGGGCUGUGGAGUUGGAGAAACAGAGGAAGACGAAAGUGACGCCGCAUGGUAAGAACAGUAUGACGGAAGAUGAGAUUAGGCUUCUCAAAGAAGGAUUAGAACAUAUGAAUUUAGAAGAUAUGGAGCUUGGAGAUAGCAAAGCAUAAACAAAUCACUUUACCAAAGUUUUUUUUUUUGUUGUUGCUUUUAUUCUGGCCUUUUUUAUCUAUAUUCUUUGUCUCAAAGAACCUUUAUUUUGAUGAUGAUCUCUCCUCUGUCAAGCACAUUCUUUUCUAUAGAUAUAUGUUUUUCUA